UCUCUCUCUCUCUCCGUCAGUGUGUUGUGUCGUACGGUUGAGUCUGUGUUUGCGUCUCUCAGUACAGAUGCUGAAGGGUGAUUACUCUUCUCUGAGACUCACGGCAUUGUGGAUUUGACAUGAUCGUCUGGUUCAGAGUAAUGGAGCGGAUCAGCAUGUAGACAGCAUCCGACUGGAAGCAGGUAGAAUGGGAAAGCACGUAUGGAGAGCCGCCGGUCUGCAGCCCUGGUGAAUGUCCUCAGGACCGGGAUCUUUCCGAUGGCUGUUGCGUCCCAGUUCGCAUAACGCAGAGGAUCUUCAAUUGCAGACAGCAGAGCGGAUCUGUUUUUUCUUCAUCCUUCUUCUCUCUUACCUUCUAUUCUCUCGUGCAUUUUGUUUUUAUAGACACCUGUUCUCCAGCCACAGCUGGGACUCCUCUGACCGUGCGUCUCAUUUCAAUCUCAAUCCGUUUUUAAGAAAAGCAAUACUCAGCCGUCAUGGGGGACUUGACGAAUAGCGAUUUUUACACCAAGAACCAAAGAAGCGACAGCAACCAUGCGUCGGGGUUUGGCUGCUCGCUCAUGGAGCUGCGUACCCUCAUGGAGCUCCGAGGAACCGAGGCGGUGGUCAAAAUACAGGAGGACUAUGGAGGCGUCGAGGGAAUGUGCCAGAGGCUGAAAACCUCACCGACAGAGGGUCUGACUGGAGACGCCACAGAUCUAGAUAAAAGAAAAGAAGUCUUCGGGCAAAAUCUUAUACCUCCAAAGAAGCCAAAAACUUUUUUACAGUUAGUGUGGGAAGCAUUGCAAGACGUGACCCUCAUCAUCCUCGAGAUCGCAGCCAUGAUCUCUCUGGGUCUGUCGUUCUAUCAGCCGCCUGGAGAGGGCAGCGAGUCGUGUGGGACCGCGACCGCGGGAGCCGAGGACGAGGGCGAGGCCGAGGCCGGCUGGAUCGAGGGAGCUGCGAUCUUACUCUCAGUGGUGUGUGUUGUUCUGGUCACGGCCUUCAACGACUGGAGCAAAGAGAAGCAGUUCAGGGGUUUACAGAGCCGCAUCGAGCAGGAGCAGAAGUUCCAGGUGGUGCGAGGAGGCCAGGUCAUACAGCUCCCCGUGGCAGACAUCGUCGUUGGAGAUAUCGCACAAAUCAAGUAUGGCGACCUGCUCCCGGCGGACGGGGUCUUGAUACAAGGCAACGAUCUGAAGAUCGAUGAGAGUUCUCUGACGGGAGAAUCCGACCACGUGCGCAAAGCUGCAGAUAAAGACCCCAUGCUUCUCUCCGGCACACACGUGAUGGAGGGCUCGGGUCGGAUGGUGGUCAUGGCUGUCGGGGUGAACUCUCAGACCGGGAUCAUCUUCACUUUACUCGGUGCUGGGGGAGAGGAGGAGGAGAAAAAAGAGAAGAAAGGUCAGGCUCUGGAGGACGGCCAUCAGCUGGCAGACUGCUCGCAUCCCUCCUCACACCCCAUCGCGACUAUAGCUACCGAUGGUGCGGCAAGCGCAAAUGCCCCUGGUAAUACCAGCCUAGUCAAUGGUAAAAUGCAGGAUGGAAAUAUGGAGAACAACCAGACCAAAGUGAAAAAGCAAGAUGGCGCUGCUGCGAUGGAGAUGCAGCCCUUGAAGAGCGCAGAGGGAGGAGAAACCGAUGAAAAGGAGAAGAAGAAGGCCAACGUCUCCAAGAAAGAGAAAUCCGUUCUGCAAGGAAAACUGACAAAGCUGGCUGUGCAAAUCGGCAAAGCAGGUUUGGUAAUGUCUGCCAUUACAGUCAUCAUCCUGGUGCUUUACUUCGCAAUCGAUAACUUUGUGCUUCAGAAGAGGCCGUGGCUGCCGGAGUGCACUCCAGUCUACAUUCAGUAUUUUGUCAAAUUCUUCAUCAUUGGUGUAACAGUCCUGGUGGUCGCGGUUCCCGAAGGCCUUCCGCUUGCUGUUACCAUCUCUCUGGCCUACUCUGUGAAGAAAAUGAUGAAGGAUAACAAUUUGGUCCGCCAUCUGGACGCUUGCGAGACCAUGGGCAAUGCCACGGCGAUCUGCUCAGACAAGACUGGGACGCUGACCACCAACCGCAUGACAGCAGUGCAAUGCUUUGUGGGGGAUUUCCAUUACAAGACGAUACCAGAGCCCAGCUCCAUCCCAGCCAAAACCCUGGAGACACUGGUCAAUGCUAUAUCCCUCAACAGCGCCUACACUACUAAAAUACUGCCUGCAGAUAAAGAGGGAGGUCUUCCCAAACAAGUGGGCAACAAAACCGAGUGUGGUCUUCUGGGACUGGUUCUGGACCUGAAGCGAGACUACCAGACCGUCCGCAACCAGAUCCCCGAGGAGAAACUCUACAAGGUUUACACGUUCAACUCAUCGAGGAAGUCCAUGAGCACCGUCAUCAAGCUUCCCGACGGAAACUUCAGGAUGUACAGCAAAGGAGCGUCUGAAAUCAUCCUUAAAAAGUGCGCUCUCAUUCUGAACGAGGUUGGAGAAACUCGCGUGUUCAGGCCGAGGGACAGGGACGAGAUGGUGAAGAAAAUCAUCGAACCCAUGGCGUGUGAUGGACUCAGAACCAUCUGUGUGGCCUAUCGAGACUUCUCUGGAGACCCCGAGCCCAACUGGGAGGAUGAGAACAACAUCCUGACCGACCUGACCGCUAUAUGUGUUGUUGGCAUUGAGGAUCCUGUCAGACCUGAGGUGCCCGACGCCAUCCUGAAAUGCCAGCGUGCUGGAAUCACUGUGCGUAUGGUGACAGGAGACAACAUCAACACGGCACGAGCGAUCGCCAUCAAAUGUGGCAUCAUCCAGCCCGGAGAAGACUUUCUGUGUAUCGACGGGAAAGAGUUCAACAGGAGGAUCAGGAACGAGAAGGGAGAGGUUGAGCAGGAGCGCAUUGAUAAAGUCUGGCCGAAACUGCGAGUGCUUGCCAGAUCCUCACCGACGGACAAACACACACUGGUCAAAGGUAUUAUCGACAGCACUCUGGUGGAGCAGCGGCAGGUCGUCGCUGUCACCGGCGAUGGAACAAACGACGGGCCGGCUCUGAAGAAGGCAGACGUCGGGUUUGCCAUGGGAAUCGCAGGCACAGAUGUGGCCAAAGAGGCGUCCGACAUCAUCCUGACCGACGAUAACUUCUCCAGCAUCGUGAAGGCCGUGAUGUGGGGACGUAACGUGUACGACAGCAUCUCCAAGUUCCUCCAGUUCCAGCUCACCGUGAACGUGGUGGCCGUGAUCGUGGCCUUCACCGGAGCCUGUAUCACACAGGAUUCUCCUCUGAAAGCAGUGCAGAUGUUGUGGGUAAACCUGAUCAUGGACACGUUCGCAUCUCUGGCUUUGGCCACCGAACCGCCCACUGAGUCUCUGUUGAGGAGGAAACCCUACGGGCGGAACAAACCCCUGAUCUCCAGUACCAUGACCAAGAACAUACUGGGCCACGGUGUGUACCAGCUCACCAUCAUCUUCACGCUGCUGUUUGCAGGUGAGCAGAUCUUUGACAUCGACAGUGGCAGACACGCGCCGCUUCAUUCUCCUCCCUCUGAGCACUACACCAUCAUCUUCAACACCUUCGUCAUGAUGCAGCUCUUCAACGAGAUCAACGCCCGCAAGAUCCACGGAGAGAGAAACGUGUUUGAAGGCAUUUUCAGAAAUCCCAUCUUCUGCUCCAUUGUCCUCGGCACUUUCGCCAUUCAGAUUGUAAUUAUUCAGUUUGGAGGGAAGCCGUUCAGUUGUUCUCCUCUGGACCUGGAGAAGUGGAUGUGGUGUGUUUUCCUUGGGCUGGGAGAGCUGGUCUGGGGACAGGUUAUAUCAACUAUCCCGAACAGCAAGCUGAGGUUCCUCAAAGGAGCUGGCCGUCUGACGCAGAAGCACGAGAUGACGGCCGAGGAGGAGAUGAACGAGGACCAGGAGGAGAUCGAUUACACAGAGAGAGAGUUACGACGAGGACAGAUCCUCUGGUUCAGAGGCCUCAACAGAAUCCAGACUCAGAUCGAGGUAGUGAACACGUUCAAGAGCGGGACUUCAGUUCAGGGGGCUUUGAGACGCCAGUCCUCCACCACCAGUCAAAAUCAGGAUAUACGUGUUGUGAACGCAUUUCGUAGCUCGCUCUACGAAGGCUUGGAAAAACCCGACUCCAGAACCUCCAUCCACAAUUUCAUGACUCAUCCAGAGUUUAGAAUAGAGGACUCCACACCUCACAUUCCUCUUAUAGACGACAUCGACAUUGACGAAGAGGCGGCGAGGAAGAACUCCAGCCAGCCCACGUCUCCCAACAAGAACAACAACGCCAUCGAUAGCGGUAUAAACCUGACAACCGACACGAGUAAAUCUGCUGCUUCCUCCAGUCCCGGGAGCCCGCUUCAUAGUCUGGAGACAUCGCUUUAGCCAUGAGAUCUCCAUAAUCAUCUUAAACUCUACGUUUAGAAGCACUCCGGAGUGCAUGCGAACUGUUGACUGAAGGCGUGGUCGCGCCACUUUCUUUUUUUUUUUAUUGAACGUACGACUGACUCGGAUGAUCGCGGAGUGACUCGAGAAACUAUACAAGAAACCACGAGCGCAGACACAGCGCUCCCAUUUCCUGAGGAAACGACAGACUAUUACGAGUAAUUUAAAUCAAAUUCAGCUAUUAUCGUUGCUCCUGCAUGAAUGUACAUUACCCAGGUUUUUAUUCGGAAACCUUUCUUUUUAUUUAAACGGUUUGAUUUGAUUUGGUGGGACGUGCGGUGGACUGCUAUUUUACGACAGCUUAUCUGAUUCACUGAUCUGUGAGUAUUGUGUGUGGCAUGUAUCUAAUUGUAUAGAUUUAUUUGGUUAUUGAUUAAGGUGUAUCCAGGUCGCAGGGCUCAACUUGCACAGUAGAUUUGCACCUGUCGGAAAAGAGAAACCCAUGGAAAUUAGAAUUUAUUAAGCGUACAUAUAUAUUUAUAGACAUAUUAUAAAUAUAUAUUUACAGAGUUUAUCUUUAUUUGUUGGCAUGUUGCCUUGUUCUGCUUCAAUAACUACUUUAACUUAUUUAUGUCCUAAAGAGAAUGUAAUUUGUUUACAAAACUUGUAGAUACGUCCUGGUUUCUUUGUAGGGUUCAAAACCACGCAGCAGACGUAGUUGGGACAGCUCACGUUGUUCAGUACUCUAGGUGUUUUAUUACCAAUUGUGCGCUGGACUUGCCUGCUAUUUUGUCAAAUAA
Molecule: messenger RNA, 5134 nt
Organism: Rhinichthys klamathensis goyatoka
Lineage: Eukaryota; Metazoa; Chordata; Actinopteri; Cypriniformes; Leuciscidae
Gene: atp2b2
Product: ATPase plasma membrane Ca2+ transporting 2
Exons: 24
Coding region: 477-4334 (1285 amino acids)
Biological process (GO): calcium ion transmembrane transport; regulation of cytosolic calcium ion concentration
Cellular component (GO): intracellular membrane-bounded organelle; postsynaptic density membrane
Molecular function (GO): P-type calcium transporter activity; ATP hydrolysis activity; PDZ domain binding
Source: RefSeq, a predicted model, not a curated record